Molecule: messenger RNA, 2515 nt
Organism: Sarcophilus harrisii (Tasmanian devil)
Lineage: Eukaryota; Metazoa; Chordata; Mammalia; Dasyuromorphia; Dasyuridae
Gene: BPIFB4
Product: BPI fold containing family B member 4
Exons: 15
Coding region: 1-2142 (713 amino acids)
Molecular function (GO): lipid binding
Source: RefSeq, a predicted model, not a curated record
AUGGCCUAUACAGCCAUUUCUGGUACUCUGCAGCAAGGAGAUGCUCUUCGAUCAGCCUUGAGAGAGGUUCCCAUUGGUAAAGCCGGUGGUGAUGGCGGGGGCCCUCUGCUGGGGGGCCUUCUUGGAGGAGGAGGAGGUGGAGGGGGUGGAGGUGGCCUGCUGGGGGGCCUGCUUGGUGGUGGGGGUGGUGGGAACAGCGAUGAUCUGUUAGGUGGAGUUGGAGGAGGUCUGCUGGGUGGUGGGAGCAGUGGCGGUGGCGGGCUGUUGGGCGGCAGCGGUGGCGGGUUAUUGGGUGGUGGCGGUGGGCUGUUAGGUGGUGGGAGCAGUGGCGGCGGUGGGCUCUUGGGAGGCAGUGGUGGCGGUGGUGGGCUCUUGGGAGGCGGUGGUGGCGGUGGUGGGCUCUUGGGUGGCGGCCGACACCGUUAUGAUCGUUAUGAUGACUACAGACGUGCUGAAAUUCCUCGAGGUGUUGGUGGUGUUCCUUAUAAUGACUUCCAUGUUCGGGGAACCCCCCAAAAAUACAACAACGGCAAGCAACUUGGAGGAAAUUACAAAUAUGGCCUCAUUGAAUCCAAUGAAAACACUGCUCGCCUCGGUGGUAAAUACAAAUAUGGUGAAAUUUUAGAAACAGACGGGAGCGUCAGGGAUCUCCGGAACGUCAAUAAUGCCUAUGGAGGUGUUAAGGGCCGUAGUGGGCGCGCUUAUAGGUCUGUGAACUAUUUAGAUAAUAGAAAUCAGCACCGUGACCUGCGCCCUGGAGAGAUCCCCCCUGGUGUGGCCACUGGAGCACUCGGUCCAGGAGGGCUGCUGGGCACAGGAGGGAUGCUGGCUGCAGAUGGCAUCCUGUCUGGACAAGGGGGCUUGCUUGGUGGUGGUGGUCUUCUGGGAGAUGGAGGCCUUCUUGGAGGAGGAGGGGUCCUUGGUGUCCUUGGCGAAGGUGGCAUCCUCAGCACUGUCCAAGGAAUCACAGGGUUGAGAAUUGUGGAACUCACACUCCCCAGAGUAUCUGUAAGGCUCCUGCCUGGUGUGGGAGUCUACCUGAGCUUGUACACUCGAGUGGCCAUCAAUGGCAAAAGUCUCAUUGGCUUCCUGGACAUUGCUGUAGAAGUGAAUAUCACCGCCAAAGUCCGGCUGACGAUGGACCGGACAGGCUAUCCCCGGCUGGUCAUUGAGAGAUGUGACACCCUUUUGGGAGGCAUCAAGGUCAAACUCCUUCGGGGCUUGCUCCCUAAUCUUGUGGAUAACUUAGUGAACAGAGUCCUGGCCAAUGUUCUUCCUGACCUGCUCUGUCCAAUUGUGGAUGUCGUGUUGGGCCUUGUCAAUGACCAACUGGGUCUUGUGGAUUCUUUAAUACCACUUGGUAUAUUAGGAAGUGUUCAAUAUACCUUUUCAAGUCUUCCAUUGGUGACUGGUGAAUUCCUGGAGCUGGAUCUAAAUACUCUUGUUGGAGAGGCUGGAGGAGGUCUGAUUGACUAUCCAUUGGGCCGACCAGCCACUAUGCCAAAACCCCAGAUGCCAGACUUACCACCCAUGGGUGACUCAACCAAUUCCCAGCUUGCAAUUUCUGCCAACUUCCUGGGCUCAGUGUUGGCUCUCCUGCAGAAGCAAGGGGCACUGGAUAUAGACAUCACCGAUGGCAUGUUUCCUGAGCUCCCUCCUCUAACCACAUCCACUUUGGGGGCAUUGAUCCCUAAGGUUUUCCAGCAGUAUCCUGAAUCACGUCCAUUGACCAUCAAAAUUCAGGUCCCCAAUCCUCCUGAUGUCACUUUACAAAAAGAUCAAUGUGUGGUAACAGUUUUUGCAACCUCCGAAGUACAGGUGUCCCAGCCAAAUGAUGUGGAAACUACUAUCUGUCUUCUCAAUGUGGAUGUUGAACUCUUGGCCAUGUUCUCUGUGGAAGGUGAUAAGCUUAUGAUUGAUGCUAAGCUGGACAAGACAACACUCACCUUGAAAACUUCAAAUGUGGGCAAUUUUGAUGUUGGCUUGAUGGAAGUGCUGGUCGGCAAGAUUUUUGACCUUGCUUUUAUGCCGGCGAUGAAUGCUGUGCUAGGCUCUGGAGUUCCACUCCCCAAAAUAUUGAAUAUUGACUUCAGCAAUGCCGAUAUUGAGGUCUUGGAGGACCUCCUUGUGUUGAGUGCAUGAGUUUAAGAAGACCAAGGCAUGGAGCUCUAAGCUCCCUCUCUCCAUCUGCAAGUUAGUACUCCAUAGUACCAUCAUCACUGCCCUGAAGAAGGCAGGACGAUCUUCUCCUUCCCUGUUAUUUCACAAAGAUGGUGCCUGAGCUCAUCCAUCCCCCCAAGACACCUGUCACUAAAGGCUGACUUGACUGAAAUGGCCUUAGGGGACUUGGCAGCCAUAGUUUGCUCCAAAGCAAUUGAAUUUCCCAAUUUGCUAAAAUGAGGUGAAGACCAGCCAAAAGGACAUGGGUAAGGGCUGUAGAGACAAGGAUGUUUUGAACAUUGUUUGUUGUUCAUGUUGCUUUUUCAAUAAAAGAUUCCCCUUUGUCUGCACUUCA